Linum trigynum is the source of this 1517-nucleotide messenger RNA. NCBI's taxonomy places the organism in Eukaryota, Viridiplantae, Streptophyta, Magnoliopsida, Malpighiales, Linaceae. The record is from the annotation of a GenBank genome assembly.
CCUCAACACCGUCCCGCUCGCCGCCGCGCGCCCCCUCACUCCCACUCCACCGUCUUCCUCCCACCGACCCACUCUCUUCCUCUCUCCGACUCGCCCGUGCCACCAUUCUCGUUCGUCCGCUUCUCUCAAUUGCUAUCCUCCUCCGACGCGUCUUCGCCCCACCUCUGGAGGUGAUGCUAUGUCCGGUGUCCCUGCUUCCCCUCUUUGAUUAAUUGAUUGCUGUCAAACUAGGUUUUCAGGUCUGAUUGUUCGUUGUACAAUUCCUGCACGAAUGAGAUACGCUACUGUUUGCCAAUAGCCAGCUGAGGAUCUCUCAAUUCCUAGGGUUGAGAAAAUGGAAAGAAUGAGUGAUAUGAUCGCUAUGCCAAAUUACCAAAUUCAGUAGAUUUUAUCACAGUAGCAUCAGUUUUCAGUUCUCGAACAUAGAUUUUCUCUUACAGUUUCAUGAUGUGGGUUCAAAGGCUUUUACUGAUCGAGUUUUCUUACCCUCCUCGUCUAGGGAAGUUACGUUGCAAGUUAGCGAGAGCUCUGUAUGGAUAUUUGACUCCGGUGAAGGAAUCAUUGCCUGCUCUUCGAUCCACCGGAGCCAUGAAGCUAAUUGCAAUUGCAAGGGCAGCAGUUCAUUCCCGUGCAAGUCUCCGCAGAGUAGUUCAUGGGUUCUUGCAGGUGAGGUGUUUCCAGCACGACUUCGUUCCUAGAGAUCCUUCGGUCAAGCCCAAGAAGUACAAGUACCCAGCUUUCUAUGAUCCGUAUGGUCCCCGGCCUCCACCAUCAGAGAAGAUUGUUCAGCUUGCAGAGCAAAUUGCAGCCCUGCCGCCCGAGGAAAGACGCCAAAUUGGACCUGCUCUGGGGCUCAAGCUAAGCCAUCCGAAGCUCGAGACGAUCUCUACUGAAGGAAUGGAGCUGGGUUCAGCAGCCGGAGGAGGGGCUGGUGCAGGAGCUGCAAAGGUUGAGGAGAAGAAGGAGAAGACGGCAUUUGAUGUGAAGCUUGAGAAGUUUGAUGCAGCUGCUAAGAUUAAGGUGAUCAAGGAAGUCAGAGCUUUUACUAACUUGGGGUUGAAAGAGGCCAAAGAGUUGGUUGAGAAGGUGCCUGUUGUGCUGAAACAAGGAGUCACCAAAGAUGAAGCCAAUAGCAUAAUAGAGAAGAUUAAAGCUGCUGGUGGCUCUGCGGUCAUGGAGUGAUUAAGCUUGAGCACUUGGUUUCCAUUACACUUUAGUUUGGCUGUUUCUUUCUUUUGUGCUUGUUAGGUUGAUAUUGAAUUGUCAGAAAUAUGAGUUGAAUGACUAGCAGAUGGAAAUGGGACUCCAAUAAUAUAUUUUUGAAGUAGCUCCAACUGGAUCCUUGAUCGAUAUCAGAGCAUAGUGUAAAACUAAGCAUAGUGUAAAAGAACAGAGCAUAGUGUAAAACUAAGCCAGCUUCCUUUCAACCCACAUACAUUAGGAAAACUGCCAAGAGAGCUUCUUUCCCCCAUAUGGGAGAGCUUAUUGUUCCUACCUAAUGAACAGCUUACACGAGG